Molecule: messenger RNA, 362 nt
Organism: Micropterus salmoides (largemouth bass)
Lineage: Eukaryota; Metazoa; Chordata; Actinopteri; Centrarchiformes; Centrarchidae
Product: voltage-dependent L-type calcium channel subunit alpha-1S-like
Exons: 3
Biological process (GO): calcium ion import across plasma membrane
Cellular component (GO): membrane; voltage-gated calcium channel complex
Molecular function (GO): high voltage-gated calcium channel activity
Source: RefSeq, a predicted model, not a curated record
UCUGAUAGGUUAAUGAUGCUAUAGGAAUGGAAUGGCCAUGGAUCUAUUUCACCACUCUUAUCCUGGUUGGCUCCUUCUUCGUGCUUAACCUGGUUCUGGGUGUGCUCAGUGGUGAGUUCACAAAAGAGCGGGAGAAGGCCAAGUCCCGUGGAGAGUUUCAGAAGCUGAGGGAGACUCAGCAGCUGGAUGAAGACCUCAAGGGCUAUAUGGAGUGGAUCACUCAGGCUGAGGUUAUGGACAAUGACCAAGAGGGACAGGGCCUGCUCACUGCGGAAAAUGGAGGAUCAGAGACCGGAAGUGUCAGCAAAAUGGACACAAUGCAGCUGAUCUAUCUAUUCAGUAGUGCACAUGUCAUCUUUACA